Molecule: messenger RNA, 379 nt
Organism: Annulohypoxylon maeteangense
Lineage: Eukaryota; Fungi; Ascomycota; Sordariomycetes; Xylariales; Hypoxylaceae
Exons: 3
Coding region: 26-379 (117 amino acids)
Source: RefSeq, a predicted model, not a curated record
AAUAAGACGAUUUAGUGCGGGCAAAAUGGUGAAGGAUACGCAAACUGUCAUCGAGGAGUUUAACGACAUUGUUAACAUGUCGGCUUCGGACCUCGAGACGUGGCUUAAGGAGGAGGCUUCCGAAUCAGCAGGCUGGAGUAAGAGCGACGGUUCAGGGGAGACGAUCGGGCAUGAGAGCGGACGAAAGAUCAUAGAAAUCCUACAGAAGAACCCGCGAAAAGACCCGGAUAAGUACGACGAAGAUGACGUCGACCACAUGCGGCGUGUGGUGGCGUACUGUAAGCGACAUUUGGCGCAGGAGGGAAAAGCAAAACAGGACCCGGAUAGUAAAAGUGCGAGGAGUUUGAAGAAUUGGGGGCACGAUCCUAGUAAGGCGUAA